CAUAUUUAUAAAGUGUCACACGUAAUCAAACCCGAGCAUGGAUUUGAUGUGUUACAUCUUUGAGGUGUACUCUCACCAAAUAGACAUUUUUUAUAUCCCUUUACGUUCAUUGAUGAUCUAAUUAAUUAUUAAAUUUAUAGUCUAGUUAUCUGUGAUAUAAACAAAUAGAUCUACUCCAGGAUGAGCAAUCAUUGGAAUAAUAAUCCAUCUGCAUUGCCAAAUCAAGUUGGCAAUGUAAAACUUUUUGACCCAACUCAGUUUCAACCACAAGCUUCUAAUUUUGAAGGAGCUCAGGAAACGAAGGGCACUGAACAUUACCAGCAUUCUGCUCAAACUGAUGCUUACACAUCAUGGAACAGCUGGAGUAGUUGGGAUUGGAAUACUGGUAGUAGUCAACAACAUCAGUCGCAACAAGCUCAUCCUGUGUCCCAGUACCAGUCCAUGUCUGGUGAUAGUGGAGGUGGUCAGUAUUACAACAGUCCACAGUACAGUAAUGUUUGGAGCCCUGCUCUAGAGGGAGCCACUAACUACUCAGAGCAGCAGGUUUUUCCUGCCAGUAGUUCUUACAGUGAUCAUGGACAGAAGCAGCAGUACGAGGGUAUAGAGUUCAACCAGAGCCACUACCUACAGCAACAGCAGGUACAGCAACCUCACCAACAGGAGCAGCAAGGGCAGCAGACUCAGCAACCCCAUCAGGAGAUUCAGCAGUCUCAUCUGCAAGUUCAGCAACCUCAUCAGCAGGUUCAGCAACCUCACCAGCAGGCUCAGCACUCUCACCAGCAGGUUCAGCAGCCUCACCAACAGGUUCAGCAGCCUCACCAACAGGUUCAGCAGUCUUACCAGCAGGUUCAGCAGUCUCACCAGCAGGUUCAGCAGUCUCACCAGCAGGUUCAGCAUACUCAAGAUCCCAACUAUUUACAUGGUCAGUUUUAUGACCAGCAGCCAACAGCACAAGAACAACAUACAUUACAGAAUCUGCCUGUGCAGCAUAACCAUGAUCAACCACCGCAUCUCACCUACCAUAACCAGGAACAUCAAGCACAGUCUUAUUCUUUCUAUGCUACACAAAAUGCUUGGGAAAGCGCAGCCCCUAGUGGUCAGUGGGAAGAUGGCUUUCAGACACAGCAGUUGGCACCAGUGGGCCACACUGAAGCUGAUAAUGGAGAAGAGGGAAGUUUAAACCAGCCAGAUAAUGCUAGAGUGUCUGCUGAAAUUACUUCCUAUGAUAAGCCUGUUGCUACAGCACCUGUCAUUGUUAAUAGCUACACAAAUGAUGAUGAUGGUACAGUCACUGGUUCGUUUGGAAAUGAAGAGGAUGGCAAUGUCUAUCUGGACAGGCAGGCGCGUAUCAACACAGAUCAGAAUCAUGAUAAUGAAAUAGCAUCUAAUUUUAACAAACUAUUGAGUGUUAAUCCAGCCUUUCAUAGAACUAGCUCUGAUAUCAGCAAUGCAAGUCUAUCAACACUCAAUGUCUCUGGAGCAGAUGAUGAUGAUGCCAAAGAGGCCCUUCACCAGGUUGAAGAGGUGGUCAAAAGAAUGGAAGGAAUUGAAUUGUCAAACAAUGAGAACAUUAAAGAACUGUUAGACCAAAGGGGAAAUGAUGGGUUAGCUUUAAAUCAGCUUCCACGAGACACUGGCUACAAUCCAGGGCAUAUGCAACAAACAUCAGACUAUCCUUACUUUUUCAGCGCUCCUCCCCCUUCAUUACCACUAAACACAGAUGCUAGACCUUCCUCUCCAGAUGGUGAUCAUCCGAGCUCUGCUGAAUCUGGAGCAUCCGGCACGUCAGGUGGGUCUUCUGGGCUUACAGACUGGGAAAUUGUUCCUCAGUCGGCAGCAAAAGCAUCAAGCCGAAACAUGUCCCCUGACAGCACUACAGAGUUUGCUUCUAGCCAGCCUGAUGGCAACAGUAAUUCAAAUAGAAAAACUGGUCAAGAUUAUUUACCACGGGCCACUGGUAAAAUAGAUGCACAGGCCUACAGUGAUUCUAUGCAGACUUAUACAAACCAAGAAUUACCAUCUGGACCUGAUCAUGCUCAGGGAGAUAGACAGCCUGAAAAUGUGCCUUUGGCACCUGUGGCAACAAGUUCUGCCACCAUGGUGGGUCCUCCUCCCGGUUCAGGUUUAAAUGUUAAUCCAUUCAGAAGAGAUGGACGGAAAAGUCCUCAACAGCAAGAACAACAAAAUGUUAGCAAACCUUCAGCCAUAUUGACACCAUCGCACAUACCCACAACUUCAGCUGUACUGGCAGGUAAUAUAGCCCUUGAUAAGAACUCUGCCAAUGCUUCCUCACAUUCUCCAUUUGACUCACAGAAAGGAAGAGAUAUUUCAGCACUUCCUUCCAAGCCCAAAAUACCCACUUCUACAGAAGAUGGAAACAGAGUUAGUCGUCGAGAGUAUGAGCAAAGCUUUAAACCCCCCAUAGAUUCACAGCCAUCACCACUAAAACAGCAUGCUAGAAAAAGCUCCCAGGAAUCUGAAGAGGUUGCCAGGGCUAAUGAACACAGACGCCACCAUUCCGCUUUUCACCCAGUCAAUCGCCCACGCCAGACAACCAUGUCUCCAGCUACAACAUUGUGGGAUACUCAUGUUGCGCCUCAGCCCAAUAUACUUUUGGCCCCAGCAAUGCCGCUAAUCAUCCCUGGUCUCAGCACAGCUCCAACAAGCAACACAAAGUCUGAACACACAGCUUCACCUGACAAGUCAAGAUUAAGAGAUCUCAAUGUUUCAUCUGAGUCACAAGGCAGAGAUAAUGUGGCUAGGGAAGAAAGAGACAAAAGUAGAGAUAGCAGAUCAAGAGAUGAAAAGAACCGAUCCUUUGACUCUUUAGAUGAGAUAGAUGCAGUUAUAGACAGAUCAAGGGACAGAAGUUAUCGCAGUCAAAAGGAUUCAAAAGAUUCUCGAGAUGCUCGCUACAGUAGAGAUGCAGGUUACAGCAAGGACUCUGACUUUAGUAGAGGAGACCGCCCAUUGAGCCGUAGUGGUCAGUACCAAUAUGAGCGUCCUUACAGCAGGACUGAUGGAUAUGGUAGAGAUGAUGCGACUAAAUAUCGGUCAAGCUACAGAGAUUAUGGAGAUGGCCCAUAUGAUGAAAGAUAUGACAGACCUCGUUCCAGACAAGAUGAAUCAAGAAGUAGUCGACCCUCUUCCAGAGCAACCCAGGAGGCAGACAGGUCAAGGCAGGAUUAUGACAGAGACAGGGAAUAUUACAAAGAAAGAAGUAGAGUAGGUUAUGGAAGUGGCUAUGGAUAUGAAAGCUAUAAUAGAAAUGUGGACUACUACAAUGAAGAAAGGGACAGAUGGUACCGUUAUUAUAAAGACAAAGAAGCAAGAUAUACAAGGGGUUAUUAUGAAGAAUAUUAUGGAGCCAAGCAUGCUGAGUACUAUCAGCAACUACAGCAGCAGCAACAAUCAAAACUUGGGAAUACCAGCCGCCAAGAGGCAGACCGACCAAGCAGUCGCAGCCAGUCUAGAGGAAACACACCAGGUGUAUCGGCAUCUCCUGGUCCAGGCACUGGCCCUUCUCCCGCUCCCAGGAUUACACCUUCGCCUGGUCCAGAUUAUUAUGGUCGCAGCUCAAGGCCUGCAAGUCGAACUGACUAUAACCAAGAUUAUUACAGGGCAUAUGGCUAUCCAGGCUAUGAUCCUUACUAUGAGGUGGGAUAUGGAUACGAUCCAUACUCUUACCGCUAUGGAUAUCCUGGUUAUGAGGAGGCACUAAAUCAAGGAUAUGACCAGGGCAGACUGACGCCACCAAAAUAUUCUUACCCUCACACUAGGGCCUCCUUUGGUCCCAAUGGUCAGUUGGUGAAAGUCCAUCCAAACCGACCUGCUGAUGGUCAGCCUGCCAUUGUGGAAGUGCAGGACAUUCAGAUACUUUUGGAAAGCUGCCCUGAAGCUGAAGAGUUUAAGCACUACCCUGGACCCUUGACCAGGACCAACACCCAUAAGAAAGAUGUCCUUUUGUUUUGCCAACAGAAAGCUGCUUCAUGUGCUGAGAAUGUCAGCUUGCUUGACAGAGAAUCUGCCCAGUUGCUUUGGAGAUUUUUGGAAUUAUUAAUUAAACAAAAUGGGUUGGUGGUAGGUACAGACUUGUCUGAUCUUUUGCUUGAAGGCCACGAGCCAAUGACACAUGAGUACAGUCUGCAGGGGAUGAAGGUUUCCCAGACUCAGGAUGGCAUGGAGGAAGAUGAGGACAACAACAGCAGUGCUAGAGACUCUCCUGCUAUAAAAGUCACAUCGGACAGGACUGUCAUUAUGACAGCUGAAGUGGAGAGGGAGCGUUGGAUUGACAGGUUCAGGCAUCUCUUGCUGUAUGGCAGAAAAAAAGAUGCCUUGGAGUGUGCUAUGAAAAAUCACCUAUGGGGCCAUGCUUUAUUCUUAGCCAGUAAGAUGGACACAAGAACUCAUGCUAAUGUCAUGACCAGAUUUGCCAAUAGUGCCAUGCGUAUCAAUGAUCCACUACAGACAUUGUAUCAACUCAUGUCAGGAAGACAGCCUGCAGCAGUCACAUGUGUGGUUGAUGAAAGGUGGGGUGACUGGCGGCCACAUUUAGCUAUGAUUUUAUCCAAUCAGACUUCAAGGAGUGAUAUAGAUCGUAAGAGUAUUUCAACACUAGGUGACACUUUGGCCUCUAGAGGAUUUCUCCAUGCCAGUCACUUCUGUUACUUGAUGGCUCAGGUCUCUUUUGGAACUUUCAACAAGAAGACUUCCAAGCUGGUUCUUAUUGGUUCUAGUCACAAUUUAUCCAUGGAGGAGUUUGCCACCAAUGAAGCCAUACAGUGUACAGAAGUAUUUGAGUAUGCACAAAUGUUGGGGAAUGCUGGAUUCUUUCUGCCACAUUUUCAGUUGUAUAAAUACCUUUAUGCUUGUCGUCUUGUGGACUAUGGUAUGUCCUCUGAAGCCUUACACUACCUAGAGGUAAUAUCCACCAACAUUCAACAGUACCCCACCAUGUUCCAACCUUCUUUUGUUCAACUUGUUUAUCAGUUGGCCAACAGAUUAAAAUUUUCAGACCCACAGCGCCUGCAGCUAAGUGAAGAUGCUGAGGAUCCAAUUUGGCUUCAACAGCUGAAUAAAAUAUGCUCAGCUUUUGCUGAUGGGUCCCUGCAGCCCAUAUCAGGGACAGCUACUCCAGCAGGUUUCCCAGGGACCACGACCAGCAGUGAGAGUGGGGACUACAACCAGCAGGGCUAUGGAGACACAAGUAUCCAGCAAGCAGCCAGUGCUGUGUCUGGAGAUGUGUACACACAACAGCAGUUCUAUCCUGGUCAGUCAGGCAAUGACAGUUAUCAGGUCAUUCCAAGUGCUAGUGAAAGUGGAACUACCAUCCAGGGUUACAGUCAGCCUGUUGUGGAUCCCUCUCAUUUACAGGAGGGAGAUAAUGCCUUCGUCCACCCUCAGUUGUAUGGUCAGCAGACAUUUGAUUACACCCAUUGGCAACUGCAACAGCAGCAACAAGGUUAUUCCUACAGCGGUUAUGCAGAACAGCAGCAGCAACUGCAACAGCUACCAUACACUGAGCACAAACCUGAGGAGCAGUCCACAGUACAGCACCAGCUGUCUACAGGUGAGAGCUAUCAUGCCACACAUGGGGAAGUCACCCAGAGAGAAACACUUCAAGACUCUGCCAGAUUGGCUGAUAGCAAUAUAAUUCAUGGUGGCACUACUGGAGCUGCAGGGAACCCUAUAAGCCAAACAGUCACACAUAACAGUUAUGGCAACCAACAGCAACCAACCCCUAGGGCCAGCUUUAGUGCCAGUGAGGCCACAGAAGAAGAUGAGGAGGAUGAUGAUGAUGAAUCCCUGACUAACAGCAACACUAUGGGAUUUGAUUAUUUUGGCAAUGUUGGGCAACAGAAGGUAGUGGCUCCACCACAUAGAUACAGAACACUGUCCAGCAGUUCUGCUGGAAGCACAGCUAGGAGGAGGAGAACUACAUCUGGGAGUAGCACAGGCAGUGUGAAGGCUGCACCUUACAAGUCUACACCCCAGCAGCAGCAACAGAGCUCUGGGAAACCUUUGGAUAAGCAGAAAAGCUCAGCACCACAAAGUGGCAAUGGCUGGUUUGGUGGACUCUUUAGUAAACUUGGGCGUAAAGGAAAAAAUGAAAUGAUCCUACCUGAUGAUAAAAACCCAGCUAUUGUUUGGGAUCCUGUUAAAAAGAAAUGGAUGAAUGCUGACGGUACAGAAGAGGAAGAAAGUACAGCACCUCCCCCACCCAAAGACUUAGAUCUCUUAGGUAAAGCUGUUCCAUCUGGUGUGCCUCCACCCUCAGGGCUUUCUGCAGGAAACAGGUUCUCUUUAAAAUCUAUAGGUUCAAAGCCCCAGUAUGUAGAUGUAAAUAAUCCUAAACCUCAACCAGUACCUCAGAAUUUAUUCAACACAAUGCCACCAAGUGCAAACAAUCCUGCAGCACCCCCACAAGUGUUUCUACCUGGUGCAGCUCCUCCAUCUAACAAUAACAACAGUAAUAUGUUGAGUGUACCUCCAGGCACAGAUGAGCUGUCACGGUCUAGUUCAGUGAGCUCAUUAUCUCAAGAAAUUCAGCAAUAUUUCUCCGAGAACUCAACUGAUGCUCCCCCAUCAGCCCCUGGACCCAAUAUAAUGCCUGUCUUGUUCAAUCCAGCCACUUUAAAAAGUGGAACGUCGGGGGUCCAGACGGCGGCAGGACCUGGCCUCAAGUUUGGACAACGCCGAGCCUAUCCCAAGUGAUCGUCACUCCCCAGGCCCUCAUUUAUUUAAACUAAGCCACCUUAAAUUUUAUUGAAACUUGUAGAGUUGUUCGUCUCUUUGAAGAUUUGAAAUGAUUUUCGACGAACAUUGUGUUCCAUACCUUGUAAACUUGUAGAUUUGUUCAUAUGGAUCUCUAGAGCAUUAUCUUUGACUGAUCACUGAAUGAAAUUGUGGAGCACUGUGCUGGGACCUAAUCAAUGUGGCUGCUUUAAGUUAUUAAUAAACUUUUGUAUAUUGUAAAGUUAAUAUCUAAAUCUGGCCUUAAUGAAUCUAUGGCAUGCUCUAAGCUGACAAAGUGGAGGCCCUGAUAUGUGUUAUAUAAUGUAUUUGGUCUUUUUGCUUGUGUCUGUGUUGAACAAGAAAACAGCGUUGGGGACCUAUCUAAUCCUUUCACUUUCAGCUUGCAUUGACUUUAUUUGAAAGUUGUCUUGUAGAUUAUGACAGUGGUUUUGCAACUGAGGAUUAUAACUUCCAGAGUUACUCUUUGCCUUUAAUGUAAGGGAAAAUAACCGGAACCACUAAUUCCAGUUUUCUUGAUGCUACUUUUAUGUUUUGUUUUGUACAUUAUUGUUUUGUUUCACUCUUGCUGUAGAUUUUUGUUUUUAAUGUUAAUUAUAUAACUUUCCUAUUUCUUGUUUAAGCCUUUGUAUUUAUUUUGUUUAAUUAGGUACAAGGGCGCACAUUUAAAGAAAAAUACUUUCCAAUAUUAUUUUAUAGGGGUUAAGGGAUAUGUUAGCAUUGACCUUUUUUUUGGUUAUGGUAUAACUACUGGACAAAACUAAAUGUUUAUUUCAAGAAUGAGACUCAAUACAACAUUGACAAUAACUUGAGCUCAUUCAGUAGUGUGUUGUUAAGUUUAGAAAUCAGCCUUUUGUUGACUUGAUUCCUUACUUAGGAAAAAGUAGAAUAGAAAUGGUUGGAUUGUUAGGUUUUGUAACUGGAAUCAAAAGUUGCUCCAAGUAGUUGGUAGGAAAAUGUAAGUGAAUAAAAAAACUAUUAAUCAUUAGAAAAACUAACUUUUUCAUUUCUUGAGUCAUCGUUCAAGGUAUCAAGUGACUUACCGGUACAACCAACUUGUUUUCAUUCUAAAUGCAAUCAAUGCAGACCUUCUGGCACUGUGUUGUUUUAUUUCCAGACUGUACACUCAAAGAGCUCUCAUACUCUCUUGUAUUAUAAUCAGUAAUUCCUCAUUUUUCAAACUCGUGUUAGAAAUUUCAAAAGUUUGAAGAAAUUAGCAUUAUUGUCCCCUCAAUUUUUUCAUUAAUAUAAUUAUUUAUUAAUAUUUUAAAUUCAUUUUAAAACUCUUGUGAUAUUUGUAAUCAGACAUGAUAGAGAAUAGUAUAAGUGUUAAUUAUUAUUAUUCCUUAUUUUUUGUUUCAAUACUGAAAUUUUUUGACUAAAGGUGCACAUGUAGGCUAAAAUUAUUAGUUGUUGUUUUUUACUGCAGACUUAGCCUUGUAGACUUUAAGUAAUUGACUUGUAGACACCAAUAUUUGUUCUUUGGAACUGGGUUUAAAAUAAUUCAUGGUUUAGAUGUUGAAUAACAUAUGCUGCCCUGAGCCUGUCUCAUUACAAGUCAUACAGAAGUGACCUUGUAUGCCUCACUAAGUCAUCAUUAAUGGAAAGAGUUUCUUUUAUUAUAUAUGCUUAUUGCUAUCUCACUUUAUCAGACUUUUUUUUCUUUUGGCAUUCUACCAGUGGAAAAACUUGCGAUGUUUUGAUUCUGAAUCAUCCUCUGUUGUCUACAAUGUAGUCAUUAAAUGUGUGUUUGUGUUAGUUUUAUCAUGACAGGCUUGUACUUGUGUAAGAACACAAAUGGUGGCCAAGUGAUGCAUUGCUCCACGACUGAAUUGUGAAGCCAGAAAAAAGAUGGGAAAUUGAAACUGGACAUCUCCGAGUACCAUGGAUAAACUGUCCUUUCAUGGUCCCGGGUUCAAACUCUGCCAGCCGCCAUCAUCCUGUGGGAGGUUUGGGCUAGGAUGCCAUAAUGUUCAAAUCUGAAGGAACUUCCGAAACGUACAACAAAACAAGCAACAGUUGAGGCAAAAAAGUCUAAUCAAUGUGCUGGUCACAGUGAUACGCUUUAAAAUUGAUUAUCUGUUAUCUACUCUCUGCGCUGCUAGGUCCCAUACCAAAACUUUAUGCAGAGUUGUGUCUAUGAUUUAUAAAUAUCUUUAAAAUAGGCCUUAAUCUUUUUGCUCUAACAGUUGGCGAUGUUGUGUUUAAAAUCAUAAUUGUAAAAUAAGAUUCUGUGCCCACUAGUUUGUAUUCCAGAUCAGCUUUAAUUGAAAUAAAACUUGAGCGUCUAUUUAGUUUUUCUGAUGUAUAGAAUUUAUUUUGUAUUUUAUAUUUAAGUCUUGUUAAUUUUUUUAAAUACCACUAGACUAGCUUUUUUUUUUCUCAAUUGGUUCUGGUUUAUGUAGAAUCUAUUUUAAACUUUUAUUUAUGAAAAAAAAAAUUGAUAUUUUGAAACGUUGAAUGGCUGUUAUUUAUUGCUCUUUGCUUUUGAAUCAUUGUCAAAAUAUUAUAUAUAAUUUAUUAUUGCAAUUUUAAAAAAAUUGCUUUUAACUAAAAGCAGUUGUAUUUGUUUAACUUUGUUAAUAUUUGGAAUAUUUUUUUUUAAUGACAAUCACGUAUUUAAUCCUACAUAAUUACUUGGCAGGUCAGCAUACAAUGUGAAUGCAAUAUAAAAAAGAACUUGUGAAGCAGUAGAUGAACAUUUUAAAACAUCUUUUUGACGUUUUAAAAAAAAAAGCCUUUUGUGAAUCAAGAUUCAAAAGCUUCAUGUGAAUCAGCCAAAGGUUUAUGAGACUGCAUGGCCUGAUCUAAGUGAAUCUUUAUGAAACUUCUAGAUAUAAGGUUUUAACCCACGACCUUUGGCAUUGCUGCUAAAUGAUUAACACUUUUACCAUCUCUUUGCAUUGGUGGAAUGCACUAAAUAUUCAUAAAAUAAUGACCUAUAUAUAAACCAAACUUUUCUCAAUAUUUUAUUUUUAAAAUUCUAGUUGCAUUGCUUUAUUCAUUAAAUUUAUUUUUUUUUGCCCUUGAUUAUCUUAUAAGAAUUAUCCAAGGAAGCUAUGACAAAGUUGUUACACCUUGCUGUAGUUUUAGACUUUGUUUUGACCCUACAUUAAUAUAUAAUGAUACAAAAAAUCAGUUCAUUUACAUUGUUGAAAAAGGCUAAACACAAACACAUGAUGUAUUAAUGGCCUUGCAUUGACUGAAAUGUGUAACACAUGUUGCCUGUGUUUUACAGGACUUGUUGACUGUUGGUGUAACUUGUUGGCCAAGGUCACCAUUACCAGUCUUUUUUUUUUUUUUUUUUUUGUUUAAAAAUUCCUGUCCUAUGUCCAUGUGUAAAAUUUUGUUUUGUUGUCUAAUGUAAUUCAUGUUAAAAUUUUAUUUGGAUACUGUGUUGACCUUAUGAUAAUCUGUGAAUGAAAUGUUGAUAUAGGAAGAUAAGAUGUAAAGAUAUUUCUUUUUGAUUAAAAUCCUUGUUUCACUUGUAUAA
Messenger RNA from Biomphalaria glabrata, 10246 nucleotides. RefSeq names its product protein transport protein Sec16A-like. Gene Ontology annotation, biological process: Golgi organization; COPII vesicle coat assembly; autophagy. The transcript is spliced from 30 exons. The coding region runs from base 181 to 6714 and encodes 2177 amino acids. Lineage: Eukaryota; Metazoa; Mollusca; Gastropoda; Planorbidae. Gene Ontology annotation, cellular component: ER to Golgi transport vesicle membrane; endoplasmic reticulum exit site. The record is from RefSeq and is a predicted model, not a curated record.